CGCCCUCGUCCCCGCGGGAUCCCGGAGCAGAGCCGGCCGCGGCCGAGGCAGCCCGAGCCGUGUUGCGAGCGAAGAUGGCAGCAGAAUGAGAAGGCUGGCGCCGGGUCGUGGCCUCUGCGGUCGCUGUCGCCACGCUGCAGCUCAAGAUCUGCACGCGGCGCCCUCAGAGCCUCGUGCUUAGCCGGCCUCCUGGUGGCCGCUGAAUUAUUUCAUUCUGGGCUGAGCGCCGGGGAGAAAGGGGACCCCGCAGCGGAGCCGUGCCUAGCUCUGGCAGCCUGUAGAGGCUUGUGCGUGCGACACUGGCCGGCUGCGGAAAAGACGCGGGAGAGAACCAGUCCCAGGCUGCAUUGGCGCGGGUGCGGGGAUGAGCCGGCCAUGGAGUGGCCUCCGCGGGGCGCACGGAGCUGGCUGGUGCUGCGGCGGGUGUGCAGCCUGAACCGAGGUUCCUCGGGUCUUCGGGGCCUCGGGCGCCCUGGGGGCGUCUCUGCCGCCGCCUCCGGGAAGGACUGGAGCCCCGCGUGGCGGACUCUGCAGCAGUCACUGUACUGAGGCUCCCAGAGACUGCUUUGCCUGCAGCUGGGUGCGCUCUCGGCACCCGGGCUCCUUGCCCAGGGCACGGCGGCUGGCGCACAGAGGCGAGCCGGGUGCAGGACUGGCUAGAGGGGUGUGGGCGAGCGUGUUGGACUGGAGAGCCGAGCUAAAGCUGAACCAGGCAAGCCCGAGCAGCCAUGCUUCCCGGGGUGGGCGUGUUCGGCACCAGCCUCACCGCCCGAGUCAUCAUCCCGCUGCUGAAAGACGAGGGCUUCGCAGUGAAGGCGCUGUGGGGCCGCACACCGGAGGAGGCGGAGGAGCUAGCCAAGGAGAUGAGCGUUCCCUUCUAUACCAGUCGCAUUGACGAGGUGCUGCUGCAUCAGGACGUGGACUUGGUGUGCAUCAACCUGCCUCCGCCUCUCACCAGGCAGAUCGCUGUCAAAACCUUGGGCAUUGGCAAGAACGUCAUCUGUGACCGCACGGCCACGCCGCUGGAUGCCUUCCGCAUGAUGUCUGCCGCCCACUACUACCCCAAGCUCAUGAGCAUCAUGGGCAAUGUGCUGCGUUUCCUGCCAGCCUUCGUGCGCAUGAAGCAGCUCAUUGAGGAGGGCUACGUGGGUGAGCUGCUGGUGUGCGAGGUGCAGGUGCACAGCGGCAGCCUGCUGGGCAAGAAGUACAACUGGAGCUGCGACGACCUGAUGGGCGGAGGCGGCCUGCACUCGGUGGGUACCUACAUCAUCGACCUGCUCACCUUCCUCACUGGCCAGAAGGCUGUCAAGGUCCACGGGCUGCUCAAGACCUUCGUGAAGCAAACGGACCACAUAAAGGGCAUCCGCCAGAUCACCAGCGAUGACUUCUGCACCUUCCAGAUGGUGCUGGAGGGUGGGGUGUGCUGCACCGUCACCCUCAACUUCAACGUGCCAGGUGAGUUCAAGCAGGACGUGACUGUGGUGGGCUCAGCCGGGCGCCUGCUGGCGGUGGGCACGGACCUUUACGGGCAACGCAAUAGCGCCCCGGAGCAGGAACUGCUUCUGCAGGACUCCACACCUGUCAGCAACUCCCUUCUGCCCGAGAAGGCCUUCAGCGACAUCCCCUCGCCCUACCUGCGUGGCACCAUCAAGAUGAUGCAGGCGGUGCGCCAGGCCUUCCAGGACCAGGACGACCGACGCACGUGGGACGGACGGCCGCUCACCAUGGCUGCGACCUUUGACGACUGCCUGUAUGCCCUGUGUGUGGUAGACACCAUCAAGAGGUCCAGCCAGACCGGCGAGUGGCAGAACAUCGCCAUUAUGACUGAGGAGCCAGAGCUCAGCCCCGCCUACCUGAUCAGCGAGGCCAUGCGCAGGAGCAGGAUGUCCCUGUACUGUUAGCAUGGUCUGGGGACCUAGGAGGACUUAGACCUUCCUCAAGCGGCCCAGAGUUGGGGAAAGGCAUUGGGGAGAGGGGGGCCUCCAGGAGUAGGGGGAGGGGGAGGGGCAGUGGGAGUAAAUGGCUUGUGGGAAAGUGAACCCCAGCCCAGGUGAGGGGCCCCAAACAAGACUGUUAGGAUGCUGAGUAAAUAGCUUGAGAGUGUUCAGAGGGCCUGCCUUUUCUGAGAUCAUCCCUCCUGGGCAUUUGCAUGAGAGGUAGAAAAGCAAGGAGGGAGACUUUCCUUCUCAUCUCAUUCACCCCCCACACCUUGGCCUCUUUUGCAAGCCAAAUGGUCCUGUGAGAUCAAGCUUAGUUGGUGAAGGCUCUCCCUCCUCCCUACCCGCCUCAGGCUGGCAGGAGAAGGCAUAUCCCCACAUGUCCACACAAGCCUGUUAGUCUGGGGAAAGGUGGGGAUGCAGUGGACUAAUGGAAAAGUUCAAGUUCCAGGAAACCACUUUAAGUGUCUGGAGGAAAAAGCACUUGGUAGUGAAGUGUACAGCUUUCUCGACUGAUUGGGCUUCCUCCUAGGAAGCCGGAGGGAGUGUCUUCUUAAUUGGUCCACUGCCCUUCCCCUGGCCUGAGGUGGAGCUAGGGAGUGCCAGGAAUGGCCGGCAGAGAGACGGGUUCUUUAAGGCAAAAGGAGGGAGCAAGAACACACCUGCGUGGAAACAGAUGAGGCAGAGAAUGACAUAUCGCUUUGAAUUUGUGAGCAAUUAAAAAACUGCAAGAAGCCAUCUGAUAACACUACUUUUGGGAGAGUAGAGUUGAGUGUAAGAUUUGGUACUAAAGCAUUGAGGUUGUUCUUUCACCUGGCUCCAUGGGUAGCGCCAGAGAGACAGCAGGAGGUGUGGGUCCGACUAUAAGCUCACAUGCUGCCCUUGAGAGCUGGGCACAGCUGCAUGCCAAAGUGCUGGGGUGGGAGUGCCCAGCGGAGGGGAAAGUGAGCCAGCCCUGGGCUUGAUUUGUGCUUCGACACCCACGCCCCCUACCAAGUUAGAGCAGGGCUUCAGGUGUGUCAUGCAGCUUUGUGAAUGUAAAAGGGAAGUCUUCAGUUCCACUCGGAUGUAGUCCUUUUCCCUUUAAAAAAAAAGAGUCAAUACUCUUUUCCUUUGCUUUGAUGACUCGGAUACCUAAAAAAAUUUUGAUGGGUAUUAAACAAAACAAAGCAAAAGGACAAUAAGGAACAUAAUUUUCAGUGUUUCUAAAAUAGGGUUUUAGAGCCCUCUCGGCUGUAUUGUCCUGGGGGAUUGAGAAUCUAAUGUUGGGAAAAGCACAUUCUUCUACUCCUUGGUCUCUCGUCUCUCUUGUCUUGUCACCCUCUGCUUACAGAGCUUUUACUGGAGACGGCAAACUGCAGGCGCAGAGCAGGCAGUGCCAAAAGGGAACAACCACACACACACACACACACACACACACACGGCCUUGUAAAUACUCAUUGCCACCAAAUGUCACUAAAAUCACUCUUAGAAAUUCAGGAUUGGUCUUAAAAGGACCAAGUCAAACACAUUUUGAAAACAGGGUCUUUUUUUCUUUUUAUCUUUCUUAAUCCUUCAUCCCACAGGAGACAUUUGUUAAGGUUGGGUGUAGAAACUAGUACUUGCAAAUCUAUAUGGCUUUUGUUCACAGCUCACACAACCGAGGCUGAGACUACUUUUCAGAUGACUGGCAGUAGAACUAGAAGGGAAUUUAAGGGGCUGAGAGUUCACUCCCUGGCUCUGAGCAGGCAGAAUCUGAAAACAACAGUACAAUCAGCUGAUCCUCCAUUCUCCUUCCAGGGUCACAAUAUACUAUGAACUCAUACAUUGGGCAGGCUGCAGUGUGGGUGUCCAAACAUCAUGGGAAUGGUGGUCGUUUUCUAGCAUCGAGGAGUAAGGAUCACCUUGCUGGAUACACUCACCCUACUUCGAGGGCUUUUACUGCAACAUAGUAAACUUGAUCAGCUGAAACUCUGCAUGCUACGUUCUAGUCCCUGAUCAGUUUUUCACACUUCAUGAUGACAUGCCAAGCUUUUGUCGCUAUCAGUUCAAAGCUAGAGAUUUGACGGGAUGGAAGUCUCCCAGUAAUAGCUGGAGCAGAGGGUCAUGCCCUGGGCUGUUUUGGUUCAGGUUCUCUUAAUUGCCCUUUGGGUAGCUUUUGCGGAAACUGAGUGGAAUGAUUUUUUUCCUAGCUAGCCUGAAAGGCUGUGAUUAGGGAUGAAGGAAAAGGAAACUAGAUGGCUCUCUGGGUCUCAUUUUUCUAAGUCGUUUAUCAUCUGAGUAGGGAUUUCCCUGGGGCUUCAGUUUCAAGUUUCUAUACUUAACCAAACACUUGGGAGGUUCCCCCCCCAAAAGCCUUUGAGCUCUGUGAUAAAUGCUCAGUAUCUUAAACAAAAAUUCUUAUUUGAGGCCAGAGUAUAUAGGAAAAAUAUAUAUUCUUUUAGAAAGCAUGAAAAAUAGUUGUGUAUCAUGCAUGUAGUAGGUAGAUGCAGGAAUGAGGAAGAAAAGACCAAGGUAGUUGAUGUUUUUAAUACAAAAAUAAUAGUAAAUGGAUUUAAGAUACUUCUUAGUCAUCUUUUUGCUCCUGUCCUACCACUUGCAGAGACUUAGUUGCAAUACAAAGUAAAAUCUCAAGCCUUCCACAGAGCUUGCUGAGACCAAGUCCAGCAGCUAAUAGUACCCUCAGGGUACCUCAGGGUCUGGGUACUGUCAGCUGACUUUGACUGAGGCUGAGUCCUGGCAAUAACCUUGCUCUUUCAGCUUUGUUUAAUGUGUCUUAAGGAGCUGGUAUAAUGGAGGCACACACUUUAGGGUCAUCACAUUUAGUUGCCCGUGCCUGAUUUGUUACCAUCCUCAGGUGGAUGCCUCUGCUACUGGAAAUUUUGGCUCAUGCUGCUGGUUGCUUCUGCAGAGGUCCCGAAUCCCAAAUUCUGAGAAAGGAGGUGGGCCAGGGGCUCUUACAUGGCACCCACGGUGUGUGGGCAUGCUCUGGGCUUAGUUGGAUACUCUGUGUUUUCCUCUGGAGAGAGUCCAUGGCCACUGUCAGCUUUUCCAUGACUUCACCCUUUCAUGGGAGAAGCGUAGCAGGGAAGCGCAGACACUCCUUGGCUGACCUGGCAGCAGAUACCUUUGUGUAUCUGGACCCCAGCGUAAGUCUUGGCUAACUCCAACUCAAUGAACUCCUCCCAGAGCCCUUGUCCCUCUGCAGAGUCAUCUGAGUACUCUGUGUGCAGCAACAUUUUUUUCCAAGAUUUUAUUUAUUUUUAGAGAAGGGAAGGGAGGGAAAGAAACAUCAGUGUGUGGUUGUCUCUUGCACGCCCCCCACUGGUGACCUGGUCUGCAACCCAGGCAUGUGCCCUGACCAGCGACCCUUUGAUUUGCAGUCCAGCACUCAGUCCACUGAGCCACACCAGCCAGGACGCUCCAAUAUUUCUUGAUAUCCAUCGUGUGCAGGGUGUUUUAAGUGCAUUGUCUCAUUUAAUCCAAAAAAACCAACCCUUUAGUAUUGGAUAUUGUUAUUCCCAUUGUACACAUGAGAUAAUCGAGGCUCAUAAGGAAGAGUAACUUGCCCAGAGUCACACAACUGUUAAGCAGAGACAGCGUGACACUGCAGUUUUUCUGUAGUGGCCCUGGCCACCUGCCCUGGAAAGUGUUUGAUUGUCACACUAAGCAUACAGCCAUUGCAUAAGACAUGGUCUUGUCAUUCCUCAGGUGAUUCUUCUGGUCACUCCCUGCUAGUGUAAACGGAAAAGGGUGCAACAGAUUCGAGAGUAUUAGUAGUGCAAUGCUUUAGUAGCCCGAGAGCAGACGCUUCAGUGGUCCUCCCAGGGGCUCCAUCGGGUAGGGACUGUGAUGUGGGGGAAGAAAAGGUUGGUGAGCCACCACUUUCCACUGCUAACUGGUGGUCACUCAGAUACGGUGCUGGCUGCAACUCCAGACUCCAGUGUGAGCUCCUGAGGCCAUCCAUCACCUCCUACGGCAGCACCUGAGGGUGGGAGUGGGAGGGGCAUGGGGCGCCUUGCCUUGUGAAAAGUCCUGGGAGUCUGACUCGGUCAGGGCUGUCCCCUGAAACCCCGGGUUCCCCAUCUGCCCAUUUCUCCUCCUCGAGUGGGAAUGCCAACUGCUGGUAAAGAGACAAAGCCACACUGCAGAUGCACACAGCUUUUUUUUGUUGCCCUCCCUGUUUUCAAAGUGAAAUUAAAAUGUGGGGCUUUGAUAAUUUUUUAAAAAUAAACUCCCAAAUGCCAUAGCCUUCGUCCCAUAAAUUUCAAGGCUUUGAUGGCCAAAAAAAGUAGCAGUGGGUGGAGCGCGGGUCCUGAGCCAGAUCUGUAUCUAGAAGAGGUGGGGGUGGGGGUGUAAGUAGAACCGGCCUCAGGAAAUCCCAAAGGCCCACAUCUGAAUUUAUGUCCCUACCCUUGCCAAAUACCGUACAAAUUAGAGCUAACUGUUCACAUUACAAUCACAAUGGGAGGUUUUAUACAGCUCGUUUUUAUGAGUGCAUUCAAGACAAAUGAGUUUCUAGGAAAUUGAUUCAGCUGCGACAACUCAGGGAAUUACAGUCCGUUUGCAUGUCUGAGUUCUAACGGCAGCUUUUCCACCAAGUAGCCAUGGGACCUCAGACAAGUUGUCUCAUGUCUCCGAGCCUUCCUCUUCCCAUCUGAGAGCUAUGAAGGUGCUGUGUGAAGCAGAAUGUGACUUACAGGCAGAAAACUCGGCUUCUAGUCCAGGCCUGCCACUAAUAAUCAGUGUGACCUUGGCCAUCACUUAACCUCAGUGGGGGGCUGGGGAGAUAUGAAAUAAAGGAACUAAGUAUAUUGGGUUCUGAAGUCCCUUAAGAUGCAACUGGAUUUACUUUCACCCAAGGAUGUUAGCAAUUCUGAAUCUCCUCCCCCACCCGCUGCCACACAAAUAAAGGCUAUGGACUCAAAAACCUGAUUUACAACCCAGGUCACGUUCACCAGCUGUGGCUAUGAGACCAGAUGAAGAGAGUUAAGAGGGUGAAAAGGUACAAAUGCAAUAUACUGCUGAAUUUUGAGUCACACACACACACACACACACACACACACAAAAGAACUUAAAAAGCCCCAGUCCCUGAGUGAAGAGAGGAAAGACAUUUUCCUGUUCUACUCAGACCACCAAGAGAAAACUCCAAGGCCAUCUAUGAUAAUCAGCCAGUGACAUUUUGAAUAUCCCCAACUCUAGUUUGCUGCAUCACCUACAAUCAAAAUCAACUUUCUAAGUUGAUUUUAAAAGAAGCUGAGUAUAUAUGUAUGUAUAUGUAUAAAACCAAACUUAUGUAUAAAAAGUCAAGGCAUGUAUACUAGAUAUUUUAAAGAAGUAUUUAUCAAGGGGAAAGAUGUGUGUUAUAAAGUAAACAGAGUCUAUAUUUUCUAUAUAAUGUAGAUAGCAAAAAUAGCUUAUAAGUUAUAGAAGGUUCGGGGCUUUUUUGUUUGUUAUUAAAGAAAAAAAGGAUAAAGAAUGCAAUUCCGUUUCAUGUUUUAAAAGCCAAACUGUUGUGGGAGGUGGCCCUCCCUGCCUGGCUCCGCAGCGGUGCAGUCUGCUCCCCGGGCCCAGGGGCCGAUGCCCACUGUUGCCCCUGCCAUGGCCAGGUUGGCAUCCCUCAGCCAGCUGGCACACCCCCUCUUCACACCUGGCUUCCUGCUGCCCUCCACAAUUUGAGCUGGUGGGAUAAAGGAGUGAAAGUAGCAAAUAAAGAUUAAAGAGAACAAUUA
Messenger RNA from Artibeus jamaicensis (Jamaican fruit-eating bat), 7648 nucleotides. RefSeq names its product glucose-fructose oxidoreductase domain containing 1 (gene GFOD1). Bases 729 to 1901 code for a protein of 390 amino acids. Gene Ontology annotation, molecular function: nucleotide binding. The record is from RefSeq and is a predicted model, not a curated record. The transcript is spliced from 2 exons. Lineage: Eukaryota; Metazoa; Chordata; Mammalia; Chiroptera; Phyllostomidae.